Argentina anserina (silverweed cinquefoil) is the source of this 2522-nucleotide messenger RNA. RefSeq names its product growth-regulating factor 6-like. NCBI's taxonomy places the organism in Eukaryota, Viridiplantae, Streptophyta, Magnoliopsida, Rosales, Rosaceae. The transcript has 4 exons. Gene Ontology annotation, molecular function: ATP binding. Bases 183 to 1931 code for a protein of 582 amino acids. The record is from RefSeq and is a predicted model, not a curated record. Gene Ontology annotation, cellular component: nucleus. Gene Ontology annotation, biological process: DNA-templated transcription; regulation of DNA-templated transcription; developmental process.
AAUUAUAUCAAAAUACAAAACCAUUUCAGUGUUUUAGUUUCAGUUCUCAAUUUCAGUUUCCGCUCUGUUUUAGCUUUAUAAUGCUCCAUCCCCCAUUCUCAAAUCCCAAUCCCAAGUCUUUUUCACUCAAAUGUUUAAAAUAGUGGUCAUCAAGCUCUAAGUUUUAGUGGGGUUUUUUCCUUAUGGAUUUUGGGGCUGUGGGUUAUGAUGGGUUUGGUGGGGGUUCAGACAUUGGCUUUGUUACUAGUUCAGAUCAGGAGGGAAAGAACAAGCGGUACGGAUCUGGGCUCCAGAAGCAGGAGAGAUCUGUGGCCGUUGAUGAAGAACAUUGGAGGAGCUCAAAACAGACCAAGGCUAGUGAUGAUUUUUCUUCAGCGCCCAAAAAAAUGCUGCAGCUGAACACUGGUUUGAUGAGGACUAAUUCCACCAGCUUUGAUGGGCAGCAGUUACUGAGCUUCUCUAACUCGCCCAAAUCAGAAGCUCAAAAUGCCUCAUUGGACUCAUUGCCUAGCUACUUUCAACAAGCUGUGUCUACUUACCAUAGAAAUUCAGGCAACAACAAUAGUGGGAGCUAUAAUGGAGCUACAGUACAAUCUGUAGCAGGAGGCAGAGGACCAUUUACUCCUUCACAAUGGAUGGAGCUAGAACACCAGGCCUUGAUCUACAAAUAUAUCACUGCAAAUGUGCCUAUACCAUCCAAUCUGCUCAUCCCCAUAAAGAAGGCCCUGGAUUCUUCUGGGUUAUUUUCACCAGGACUCCUCAGAUCCAAUGCAUUUGGAUGGGGUUCUAUCCAUUUGGGAUACGCCAAUAGCACCGAUCCUGAGCCGGGGAGGUGUCGUAGGACCGAUGGGAAGAAAUGGCGGUGCUGGAGAGACGCAGUCCCUGACCAAAAAUAUUGUGAGCGGCACAUCAACAGAGGCCGCCAUCGUUCAAGAAAGCCUGUGGAAGGUCAAACUGGCCAGUCCGUUGCUGUUACCGCCACCACUGCCCCCUCAAAGCAGCUUAUGCCUGGUGGAGGUGGAGCUAGUAGCCUCACUAUAGCCAACCAACAGCUCAAGAGCUUGCAGCCUGCUACUGCUGCAUCUAAUUCUUCCACACCCACUCAGAUGAGCAGGAUGUUCAUGAACAAAGAUGGUGUGAGUGAUAGAAUGCAACACUCUCCAGACCUCUCCAUGUUGUCCAAGGAAAACAUAUUCUUGAGUCAGAAACAGCAACUUGGGUUUGAGGAAUCCUCAUUUGGGCUUGUCACCUCUGAUGCUCUCCUCAACCCUUCACAAAAAAGGUCCUCAAAUUCAAUGAUGAGCUGCGGAAACUUUGAUAUUACCUCACAGAACCUUACUGUCCAAGAGACAGAGUCGCAACAUCCCCUCCGCCACUUCAUUGAUGACUGGCCUGAGAACCCGACUGAAAGUGCAGCUGUUGUUGCCUGGCCUGACCACCUUGAUAUGCAAUCAGACAGGACUCAGUUAUCCAUUUCAAUCCCUAAGGCAUUAGCUUCCUCAGACUUCAUACCAUUGACUUCCUCUACGAACAAUGAGAAGCUCACUCUCUCACCGCUCAGGGUGUCUCGUGAGCUCGAUUCAGUCCCAGUGAGUUUAGGAGUGAGCAGCAAUAUGGAGCAACACAAGAAACAACCAAACUGGAUUCCGAUCACAUGGGAGCAUUCAGUUGGCGGUCCUCUGGGAGAGGUUCUGCACCAUACCAAUAUCAAUUCAGCGGAAUGCAAGAAGUCUUCAGUGCUUAAUCUCAUGACCGAGGGCUGCGAUAACAACAGCCCUUCAUCAUUAGGGUCUUCUCCAACCGGGGUCUUGCAGAGUACUGCAUUCGGGUCCGUGUCUAGCAGUGCAGGGAGUAGUCCAAGAGCAGAGAAUAGGAAUACUCUUGAAGGGGCCAGCCGUUGCAAUGAGCUACUUGUAUUUCCUGCCUUGUAAGCUUGUAACCAUAUGAAGAAACUCAAGAACGGAUGAGUGAUCUGUGUGCUUUUUUAAAUGUGUACUGCCAUCCAUAAUAGUCACUGGCUCCCAGCCUUCUGGUAGUUAACUUGUUUUCUUGAACUGAAGUUGCAAACUUUGACAAAUACGCUAGAGGAAUAGUAUUUGAUCAUGAAUUUGUUAUUGCUCACCGGGUCUCUCAUCAUCAUGAACUUUAGGCUGAUUUCCACAACAUUAUUUGCUGAAAGUGUGUAUAUUUGGUCCAAAACUCCAAACUUGAGAUUUAUUCUUGUAAGCUAACUGAUUGAAUAUAACAAACUCUACUUACUUAGCUAGCGAUUCCUUAUAUAUAAGGAGCUAAUCUGUUCCUGCCCAACUCAUUCUGCAUGUGUCAAUGCAGUUUUGAUCAACGCACACACGCCAUGUUCCGGCCGAGGAAUUCAAGCGAUGAGGUAAAGUCGGGGUCCAUCCAGGCAUGGGCGUAGCCACAUUAGGGCUGGAAGGGCAAUUGACCCAUCUCAAUUUCUAGGUGUUCUUAUUUGGUCGGAUGACAAAUCUACAAUUGCAUUCUUUUUAUCAUAUAAAAUACCA